Molecule: messenger RNA, 1443 nt
Organism: Naegleria gruberi
Lineage: Eukaryota; Heterolobosea; Eutetramitea; Acrasida; Naegleriidae
Product: LRR_RI domain-containing protein
Exons: 1
Coding region: 1-1443 (480 amino acids)
Molecular function (GO): protein binding
Source: RefSeq, a predicted model, not a curated record
AUGGGCAAUACUAAUCAUCCCGCUAACUGUCAUGUUCUCCACGAACAAGAAUUUCUAUCGAAUCAAUGCCUUCAUUUUGAUCGGGAUUUGUACAUUCAUCAAAUAUUCGUCCAUUUAUCGUUUCAAGAAUUGUUCAAAUGUAGACAAGUUUCUAGAUGUUGGAAUUAUAUGGUUUUGCAAGUGAGGAAUGUUCAUGUUAUUAUCAGUGAUACGAAACAGAUUGAUUCCUUUGAAAAGGUCAUGAAGAAGGGAAUUUUUCAUAAUGUUGCACAUCUUUCCACUCCGAAAUUGUGUAUCAAAUAUUUGGGAAAAUACAUGAGGAAUUUGGAGAGUAUUCAUGUUGUAAAGAGAUUGGAACCAAAUGCUACUAUUCUACAAUGUCAAUGUUUGGAAGGAUUGGAUAAUUUGAAGGAAAUUGUGUUUAAGGGAAGUCAAGUGGUGAAUGCAAAAUUGAUGAGAAAUUGCAAGAGUUUGAAACGAAUAGAAAUUAGAUACUUGAAGAAUAAUGAGUUUUGGGAGAAUAUUGUUUCUCCAUUGGAAGAAUUUGUAAUAUUUAAUGUGAAAAUGGGAUUUAAUUCAUGGAAAGUAUUGGUGUGUAAUAUCAAAAAGAGUUUAAAAGUUUUGAAAAUUGGAAAAUGUACAUUUACAAAAUUAGAAUAUGAUGAAAUGUCAGAGUUUCAGAAUUUGGAAUCGUUGACUUUGACUCAAAUGAGUGAAGUGACUGAUGAAUGUUUCAAAUUUUUUUCCAAUUUGAAAUAUUUGAAAAGUUUGAAAAUUCAGUCGUGCAAUUUGAGUAGUGAAGCAUGCUAUCAUUUAAAUAGCUUGAAAAAACUCACUAAGCUUGAUAUGAGCGAUAAUAUUAUUGAUCAGUUAUCAUUUAUUAAUGGAAUGAAAGAGAUUCGAUCUUUAAAAUUGAUGGAUAAUAGAUUGGGGAAUGAAGGAUGUCUAUUCGUAUCAGCAUUACCCUCAAUAACAAAACUUUUCUUGACAGGGAAUGAAAUUUCUAACGAAGGGUUGUUGCACAUCUCCCAAAUGACAAAUUUAACAGACCUAGAUUUGGGAAAUAAUAAGAUAACUUCCAUCGAAUUAAUAACAGAGAAUUUGACUAAACUUCAAAAAUUAGGUAUCUAUGUCAAUAGAAUAUCAUCAGCCGAUGUUUCCAAAUUGGUGGAUUUAAGGGAAUUGAACUUUUCUCACAACAAAUUGACUAGUUUAAAAGGUCUCAACAAUCUAAAACAUUUACAAAAUCUAUUUCUUUAUGGAAAUAAGUUAGCCACAAAAUUGUUCACCUCUGAGAGUCACUUCCCAAAACUUGAAUACCUCGAAGUUCAAUCCAUGGACAAUAUCAACCUUAAAAUAUUAACUAAGGAACGAUUUCCAAAACUCAUCCGAAUAACUGAAGACAAGUAUGAUUUGAGAAAUGAACAACUUGAUCAAAAUUAA